This is a messenger RNA of Jaminaea rosea, 789 nucleotides long. RefSeq lists its product as hypothetical. NCBI's taxonomy places the organism in Eukaryota, Fungi, Basidiomycota, Exobasidiomycetes, Microstromatales. Gene Ontology annotation, biological process: translation; ribosomal large subunit biogenesis. Bases 1 to 789 code for a protein of 262 amino acids. The record is from RefSeq and is a predicted model, not a curated record. The transcript has 4 exons. Gene Ontology annotation, cellular component: cytosolic large ribosomal subunit; ribosome. Gene Ontology annotation, molecular function: RNA binding; structural constituent of ribosome.
AUGGCGUCAGGAUCAACAAUCAGCCGUAUUCUGAGCGUGAGGCUGGCACGAGCGACAUGCGGCGUGACGAGCUUGGCGCUUCGACAGCUGUCGACGACCUCGAGGCUGGAUUUGUCACACAACAGUGGCGGCAACGACGGAUCAGCAAAGAGGCAUGGCGUCCCGAUGAUCACCCUGUACACGGGCACGUAUUGCUCGCUGUGCGAUGUGGUCAAGGAGACGUUGAAGGACGCAGCCAAGAGCGAGGAGACCCCGAAGUUCGACGUCUCAAUUUAUGAUAUCCAUGACGACUCGCUACCAGACGUUCAGCGGUGGCGUAGAGCGUAUCAGUACGACAUACCGGUGAUACAUCUUGAUGGCAAAGGCAACAUGUCCGCUCAGCAGGAGGCCUUCAAGCGCUACGUCGAGGUUGGACGUGUCGUCCUGAUCAACAAGGGCGAGGGUGAAGGCAAGCUCGCCGUCAUUGCCGAGAUUGUCGACCACAACAAGGCCAUCGUCGACGGCCCCUCGACCGGUGUCCCUCGCCAGGUCAUCCGCUACCGCUACACCACCCUCACCCCCUUCGUCGUCCCUGGUCUCCCCCGCGGAGCCGGUACCUCGAUUGUCAAGAAGUUCUUUGACAAGUCGGACGUCGCCGAGAAGUGGGCCAAGAGCUCAUGGGCAAAGAAGAGGCAAGCCAUGAAGGCCAAGAGGGAGGCUACCGACUUCGACCGCUUCAACAUCAUGUUGCUCAAGAAGCAGCGUAGGUUCUUGGUCAACAAGGCGGCAAAGAAGCAGGCCAAGGCGUAA